Messenger RNA from Pundamilia nyererei, 1317 nucleotides. It is a transcript of the gene hprt1, whose product is annotated as hypoxanthine phosphoribosyltransferase 1. The transcript has 9 exons. The coding region runs from base 222 to 878 and encodes 218 amino acids. Lineage: Eukaryota; Metazoa; Chordata; Actinopteri; Cichliformes; Cichlidae. Gene Ontology annotation, biological process: purine ribonucleoside salvage; GMP salvage; hypoxanthine metabolic process. Gene Ontology annotation, molecular function: magnesium ion binding; hypoxanthine phosphoribosyltransferase activity. The record is from RefSeq and is a predicted model, not a curated record. Gene Ontology annotation, cellular component: cytosol.
CUUGUGCGUACGAUCACGUGCUUGCAACGGGACAGCAGCAGAGGCGCGAACCCGGAAGAAGACAGACACCUCUGAUAGCAGCGGAGCUAUCUGCUCCAUGUGUACGCUGUCGCGAGGGUGAAGAGUCCGCGAGAUCAAGCUGAGGAUACGCUGUAGCGUUUUCUGUCUGAAGUCCGCACCUUGGAGUACACACGUUGUUAACGGCAGGGACUGACACGGACAUGGCGACUUCCAGCUCCUGUGUGGUGAUCAGUGAUGAGGAGCAGGGUUAUGACUUGGACCUUUUCUGCAUACCAAAGCAUUAUGCUGCUGACCUGGAGAGGGUCUAUAUCCCACAUGGACUCAUUUUGGACAGGACUGAGAGGCUGGCCAGAGAGAUCAUGAAGGAAAUGGGUGGACACCACAUCGUGGCUCUCUGUGUGCUGAAAGGGGGCUACAAGUUUUUCGCAGACCUGCUCGACUACAUCAAGGCUCUGAACAGGAACAGCGACCGCUCCAUCCCAAUGACGGUCGACUUCAUACGCCUCAAGAGCUACUAUAAUGACCAGUCGACGGGUGAAAUCAAAGUAAUCGGUGGAGACGACCUGUCUACUCUGACAGGCAAGAAUGUCUUGAUUGUGGAGGAUAUUAUCGACACAGGGAAGACGAUGAAGACGCUAUUGCAGCUCCUCAAACAGUACAAUCCUAAAAUGGUCAAAGUAGCGAGUUUGCUGGUGAAGAGAACACCAAGAAGUGUUGGCUACCGACCGGAUUAUGUAGGGUUUGAGGUCCCUGACAAAUUUGUGGUGGGUUAUGCACUAGACUACAACGAGUACUUUAGAGAUCUAAACCAUAUCUGCGUCAUUAGUGAAACAGGGAAGGAGAAGUACAAAGCAUGAAGAGCACCUCGUAACAGUUUUCAACAUUUGGUUAUUUCAUUUCCAUUUAGCAUUGAUGUUAUAUUUCAUUGCUUUGUAUUGUGUCAUGAGAAUAUAAUCGGCUUGCUCAGGGUCCCUGAGGAUACACCCAACGUGAUAAUCCCGUGUUUGAAUCACCACGCAUGGACACGUAAAGGUUUCAAUUUUUUGCAUUCGAUUGCUUGAGAAAGAAUCACGUCUGGGUUUAAUAGAAUGGAUCCCAGCUUCACCUUGAAUUAGAAUAUUGCUUUUAUGGUCCCCACUUUUAUUCCUUUUUUAUUUUUUAAUUGAGAGCAUUUUAGGGAAAUGCUGCUAGCUUCAAGUGCAGUCGCGUAAUUGUUGUGCUGCCUUAAGAUUUACAACCUCCUCUUUCAUAUUUUGUAUUUUGUGUAAAAUGAUUAUUGUUAUUAUUAUUAAUAUU